Impatiens glandulifera is the source of this 1850-nucleotide messenger RNA. RefSeq names its product tubby-like F-box protein 8. Lineage: Eukaryota; Viridiplantae; Streptophyta; Magnoliopsida; Ericales; Balsaminaceae. Gene Ontology annotation, molecular function: protein binding. Bases 402 to 1706 code for a protein of 434 amino acids. The transcript is spliced from 6 exons. The record is from RefSeq and is a predicted model, not a curated record.
UUGAGUUUUUCUAGUCUUAUCCGUGCCGUUGAUCCAGAUGGAGGAGAGAGAGAAACCGCGUGCGUACGUAAAGGAGAGGAUCUACGAUAAACAAUGAAUCAUCGAGCUGAGGUUUGGUUCUUUGAAUCAUCGAUUAUGGUCAAGUUUUUACAGAUAUUGGCUUCAUUAGGGUUACUCUAUCCUUAAAGUCACCUAUUAAUGCUUAUUCUUCUUACCCUUUUCUCAAUUUGACUUCUUUCAGCUCAAAUCGAAGAUGCGGUGAACUAGCGGAUUCAUCCGAGAUUACUACUAUGUCAAUGUCAUUUCCAGUUAUGGAACUAACUUGGUCUCCUUGAUCGAUUCAUCUUUCCAAGUAUAUGUACAGAAGAAACUGAAUUGGGUUAAAAUAUAAACAAGAUAUAAUGUCUUUUCGAAACAUUAUGCGCGAUGUAAGGGAUGGAUUUGGUAGCUUAUCGCGACGAAGUUUCGAGGUUAGGUUGCCUGGUAAUCAUCAUAGAGGAAAAUCUCAUGGUGCUGUUCAUGAAUUACAUGAUCAUCAAAUUAAUCCGGUUAUACAAAACUGUUGUUGGGCAAGUUUACCUCCUGAACUACUUCGCGAUGUAAUUAAGAGAUUAGAAGCUAGUGAAAGCAACUGGCCUGCUCGUAAACAUGUUGUGGCUUGUGCAGCUGUCUGUAAAUCUUGGAGAGAAAUGUGUAAAGAGAUUGUUCUCAAUCCCGAAUUCUCUGGGAGGCUUACCUUCCCUGUUUCGCUUAAACAGCCUGGUCCUAGAGAUGGGACUGUUCAAUGCUUCAUUAAGAGAGACAAGUCUAAAUUAACUUACCAUCUUUACCUUUCGCUCAGCACUGCUUUGCUGGUUGAAAAUGGGAAAUUCCUUCUUUCUGCUAAACGAAAUAGGCGAACUACUUGCACUGAGUAUGUUAUCUCCAUGGAUAUCGAGAACAUAUCGAGAUCUACCAAUACUUACAUUGGCAAACUGAGGUCAAAUUUCCUGGGGACGAAGUUCAUUAUAUAUGACACCCAACCGCCAUACAAUAACAACGACAAUCAUCAUCACGUACCUGUCAAUACGAGCAGCCGUAGGUUCAGCAGCUCGAAAAAGGUCUCCCCAAAAGUCCCAACCGGAAGCUACAACAUAGCCCACGUAACCUACGAGCUAAACGUGUUGGGAACGAGAGGGCCCCGCAAAAUGAACUGCACCAUGCACUCUAUCCCUAUCUCGUCCCUCGAUCCCGGAGGCGCUGUUCCCGGGCAGCCCGAGCUUCUCCAACGUCCCUUAGAGGAUUCGUUUCGUAGCAUCUCGUUUUCCAAAUCGUUGGAAGGGCUGACCAACGAAUUCAGCAGCUCUCGGUUCUCAUCCGACGUGGGCUCGCACUCGCACGAGCCGGUGGAGGCGAAAAGCAGACCUUUGGUCCUACGGAAUAAGCCACCCAGAUGGCACGAGCAAUUGCAGUGCUGGUGCUUGAAUUUUAGAGGGAGGGUUACGGUGGCUUCGGUUAAGAAUUUUCAGCUGAUUGCUGCAGCCGCACAGCCGACUGCUGCGGUUGUGGUACCACCGGGUGGUAGGUCUGACCAUGACAAGAUAAUAUUGCAGUUUGGUAAGGUUGGGAAGGAUAUGUUUACCAUGGAUUAUAGGUAUCCUUUGUCUGCGUUUCAGGCGUUUGCGAUCUGUUUAAGCAGUUUCGACACCAAACUGGCAUGUGAAUGACUGUCUGACUGACUAUAUUCUCUAUGCUUUUUGUUUAUGUUGUGUGUGUACUGUGUAUUAUUAUGUAUGUUUUUAUUCUGUGUUUUGUUUGUUUGUUUUUUAGACACUCUUUACUCACCAGAAGAUAUUGCAUAGUUUGGUCUA